AUGAUGCUCCGGGUCUCAGAUUUAGGACCCAGUUACUGUGAGAUUCGAGACGUAGUUGCUCCAAGCAGCAACAAUGAUCAGGUCAACAUCGGUAACAUUUCGAAGAAAAAGCAUCCACACUCAAGACAAGAAGCAGACUUUUCAUCAAAUGACGGUGAUGAUGAGGACAAGAUUGAGCUUCCGAGAAAGAAGAAACCGAAGAAUAACAAUGCAGUGACUGUAGCAUAUUCUUCAUCAGCCCGCUCUUGUCUUGACGCCCAUGUCGCAGCUUCGAGUCUACACACAGAUGCAGUGUAUCUUCCACAAGAUUUCACAAGCUUAGAUAGUACUAAAAAAAAAUGUCACAAGAAGCAUAGUCCGAAACGGAUAAUAUCAUCAGUUUCGUCAAGGGAGAAACGAUUCGUAACAUUUACACUUGCACCUGUUGAUGUGAGACAUUGUAGACUGCGUCUUCCAAUGCAAUUCUCGAGGGAGAAUGGGAUCACUAAGCCUGGCAAGAUACAUUUGUUGGGUUAUGAUGGUUCAAAGUGGCUAGCAAACCUUCUCCUGGAAAGCAGAGGAAGAAUGACUUUGGGAGAUGGCUGGAAAUCAUUUGUUAAAGCAAAUGAAUUGCAGAUCGGUGAAUCCUACACACUUGAGUUGAAAUGGGAAGACACAACUCCUGUGCUCAGUUUGUGCCCUGCGGAUGAUAGCAUUAAGAGAAGAGAAGGAGGAGAGUGUUCAGAAGCAAGCGAGAAAGAGCCUAUUCCCAUAUUAGAAACUACCAGUGGAAACAACAUUACCAACGAUGAAAACAGGAACAACGAAAACAUAGAUGAAAACAAGAAAGAGGAGAGCAGUUCAUUGGGAAGAGAAAAGAAUAAUGUGAGAUGGAGAGAUUCAACUUCAUCAUGCAUAAACCGAUUCCUGAAUUUAACUAUUACACCUGACAGUCUCAAACAUGGUAGACUGCGUAUUCCGUUGCAAUUUAUGAGGGAGAAUAGCAUGAACACGCCUGGGGAUAUAACUCUGUUGGGUAAAGAUGGUGCAAAGUGGCUGGUUAGUCUUCUAUUGGAAAAAAGAGGAAGAAUGAGUUUGGGGAAAGGCUGGAAAGAAUUUGCUAAAGCAAACAGCUUAAAGACAGGCGAUUCCAUCACUUUGGAGUCAAUAUGGGAAGACGACACUCCUGUGCUCAGGUUGCUAGAGUCCAGCAAAGACAGAAGGCAGCAAGGUGAGUGCUCAAAAGCAAGAGAGGAAAAGUCUAAUGUCACAGAACCUAGCAGUGGAAACAAGACCAGGAAAGCAGGGAGACACAGAGGAGAGAGCAGAGAUUAUCCUCUUACGAAGAGAGAUUCAUCUUUAAUAAUCCAAAACCGAUUGGCGUUGACAUCAACACCUUCACCUGAAUUAGUUUGCCGUCUUUCUCAUGAUAUUGGCGAGAUCUCUGUUUUCAGAGAUGGAGGAGAUUUGAUGUUCCAGGUCUCAGAUUUAGGACCCAGCUGCUCUGAGAAUUUAGACGUACUGGCUCCAAGCAGCAACAUUGAUCAGAACAACAUUGAGCUUCCGAGAAGGAAGAAAGUGAAGAAGAACAACCGAGGAACAAAAGCAGAUUCUUCACCAGACCAAUCUUGUUCUGUAGCCUAUGUCACUAUGCAGUAUCUUCCACAAGAUUUCACAAGCUCAGAUGUUCUUAAAAGGAAAUGUUGCAAGAAGGAUAGUCCGACACAGAUAAUUUCAUCAUAUUCGCCAAGUGAGAAACAAUUAGCAACAUUUACACUUGCACCUGUUGAUGUCAGAAACUGUAGACUGCGUCUUCCAAUGCAAUUCACGAGGGAGAAUGGAAUCACUAAGCCUGGCAAGAUAUAUCUGUUAGGUAAAAGUGGUUCAAAGUGGCUUGCAAAUCUUCUCCUGGAAAGAAGAGGAAGAAUGACAUUAGGAGAUGGCUGGAAAAGUUUUGUUACAGCAAACGGCUUAAAGACGGGUGAAUCCUUCGCACUCAAGUUGAAUUGGGAAGGCACAACUCCAGUGCUCAGUUUGUUACCUGCAGAGUAUAGCAUUGACAAUGACAGUAGAGAAGGAGAAGAGUGUUCAGAAGCAAGCGAGAGAGAGCUUCUUCCCAUAGAAGUUAGCAGCGGAAAAGAGAUCAGCAAAGAUGAAAACAUUAGUGAGGAGAGAGAGGCGAAUCAUCUGAUAUGGAGAGAGCCAACUUCACCAAGCCAAAACCGGUUUCUGACAUUAACCAUCACACCUGACAGUCUCAGACAUGGUAGACUGCGUCUUCCAUUGCAAUUCAUGAGGGAGAAUGGAAUGAACAAGCCUGGGGAGAUCACUCUAUCGGGUAAAGAUGGUACAAAGUGGCUGGUAAGUCUUCUACUGGAAAGAAGAGGAAGAAUGAGUUUGGGAAAGGGAUGGAAAGAUUUUGCUAAAUCAAACGGCCUAAAGACAGGCGAUUCCAUCACGUUGGAGUCAAUUUGGGAAGCCGCUACUCCUGUUCUCAGUUUGCUCCGUAUAAGGUCAACCAGUAAUAGAUCAUCGAAAGACUCUCUUUCCACAGAACCUUGCAUCGGAAACAAGACCAAGAAAGCAGAGAACAACAGAGAAGGGAGUAUCUCAAUGGAGGUGGAGAAAAAACAUCUUCCUACAAGAAGAGAUUCAUCUUCAGCAAUCCCAAACCGAAUCGUGAUACUAACACUAACUCCUGAAGAUAUCAGAGACUGCAAACUACAUCUUCCGAGUCAAUUCAUGAGGACUAAUGGCAUCAUUAAGCCCGGAAAGGUAACUCUGUUGGGUAGAAGCGGUAUGAAGUGGUUUGCAUAUAUGCUGUCAAAAGAUGGAACUGUGGCUUUGGGAAAUGGUUGGAAAGGUUUCUGUGAGGCUAAUGGCGUGAUGGUAGGAGAGUCUUUCAUUUUGGAAUUCAUUCACAGAGAAGACACAAAUCUUGUACUCAAGUUUUGCUCCUACUUCGGAGACCAAACCAAAUACAUGCUGUAA
This is a messenger RNA of Microthlaspi erraticum, 2970 nucleotides long. The record is from the annotation of a GenBank genome assembly. Lineage: Eukaryota; Viridiplantae; Streptophyta; Magnoliopsida; Brassicales; Brassicaceae.